This is a messenger RNA of Acanthoscelides obtectus, 1560 nucleotides long. Lineage: Eukaryota; Metazoa; Arthropoda; Insecta; Coleoptera; Chrysomelidae. The record is from the annotation of a GenBank genome assembly.
AAUGUAUUUCCGUAACCUCAGCUGUAUAGGCAACCAGUAAUGACGUAAGUCGCCGAUGACGCGGUGACUGUUUAGAGGUUAGAGGUAACCUAAAUAGUUUUUAUUUUGUUUUUGUCAAAUUUGAAGAAAACAUCACUGGUUAAUACAAAGGAUGGACAAGGAAGUUGAAGAUACUGUAAAAGAAGCCAAACUGUACCUAAAUAAGUUGACUUUAUUGGACAACGACUUGGAAGCAGCUAUAAAACAAAUCACUACAACAUUUGAGGAAACAAACAAAAACAUCCGGGAAACUUUUUCAAAUUUGAAAGCCACCUUGAUAAAGAUAUUGGACAAGAGAGAAGAACUCUUGCUGAAUCAAAGUAAAAAGAUAAAGGGUGAAGCAAUUGUACCACUGAAUGACUGUCGAAAAGUAGUGCAAGAAAAAAUGAAAACUACAAAUAAACUUAUAGAUACUGGCAGUGUUAUAAUGUCUAACCCUUCAAGCAAUUUUGAUUGUUUUAUGAAAGAUGCUAGUCUGUUAGGUAGUUUGCCUGAAGUGCCACAACUUAAAGAAGUGCCUUAUAUUAGUUUUCAUUCUUGUCCAUCUAGUGAGAAUGAAGUUAAAAACAUUUUGGAAAAAUUGGGUGAGGUAUCAAGGAUUGCUCCUGCACAGGUAACACAAAUGACUGAGAAGCCAGGUGCUAUACUGGUUGAAUGGCAAAUAGUUGAAAAUGAUGAAAGAAUGACUGAUAUACAAGAAUUCAAGUUACAAAGAGCUUUUGGUGAUGUAACAAAAGAUUUACAUUUGAUUGUGAACUUUAAUGACUGCUAUAAAGGACCAGAAACCCAACAUUUGGUUAAGGACCUUCAACCUGGGCAACCAUACUCUUUUAGAGUAGCCUGCAAGUUUGAAGGGAUUGCUGAAUGGUCCGCGUGGUCAUUACCACAAGUAUCUUCAACAAGGUUGAAGCCCUUUUCCUGGGAAGAAAAUGCUUACUUUGAAACAACUGGUGAAAAUAAAAUUGCCAAGCCUUGCAAAGAUGAUGCUCCAAUAAUAUUUUCUAAUGGUGCUCAGUUUUUUGUAGGACAUUCUAUUGAAUUCACGUUUUUAGAGACAGAUACAAAACCCAGCAAAGCCACUAUUGGACUAGUGACAGAAAGAACAGUUUCAAAUCUUCGCUCUCUAAAAGAAGGAUCAUUUCUUAUUAACCAAAGUGGACUGAUUCUAGUGGAUGGUGUAGAAAAGUCGACAGUGUUACCAGCAUUUGCAAAGGGUCAAAAGGUUUCCUUCUCUUCAACCCUGGUUAACUCUGACAAAGUGCGAGUGAAUAUUGAUUCAAAUGAAAAAAGAGUGACUUAUGAUUGGCCCAUCAAGCCUGAAAGUAAAAUGUAUUUUAUUGCUCAUUUUUCUUCAACACACUGGAAAAUAUUUGUUGAGUGAAUUUAAAUUGUAUUUUGUUUUUUGUGCAAGUUUUUAAUAUGUUCAGUAUUAGAAAAAAACAGUUAAAAUAUGAAAUUGUUAAAGUAGUCAAACAAACCUGACUUGCUUAAUAAAUUGAAAUAAAAGUACAUUACUAACAA